Molecule: messenger RNA, 2718 nt
Organism: Megalops cyprinoides (Indo-Pacific tarpon)
Lineage: Eukaryota; Metazoa; Chordata; Actinopteri; Elopiformes; Megalopidae
Gene: angptl1a
Product: angiopoietin-like 1a
Exons: 5
Coding region: 404-1837 (477 amino acids)
Biological process (GO): cell surface receptor protein tyrosine kinase signaling pathway
Source: RefSeq, a predicted model, not a curated record
AAGCGAUCAGCCGUGAGAGGCUCAGUCGCCUAAAGCAGCCGUUUCCCUGCGUGUGCCGUCCCCUCAGUCAUGCCCUAACCACAGCCCCCGGUGCCCACCUCACGAGCUCGCCGGCAGGCCCCCGCCACUGGACUCAGUAGCCAGGAGGAUACAGCGCCCCCACCGCCCAGAGGAGAGGACCCAGGUGACAGCAUGCGACCCGCGCCUGCCCUGCCCAGAGCACUCGCAGUGUCUGCAGCGGCAGAGUGAGGACCGGCCCAGAGAGCCCGCGGCUGCGCUACUCUCACACGCCAGCAGAGGUUAGCACAAAGUGAAUUAGCUUCCCGAACGCUGUGACAAGGCAGAGCUGCUAGCAGCGGCAGCAGCAUCAAGAGCAGCAGCAGAAGCAGCAGACACAGCAGCCAUGAGGUCUGUGACGUGGAGCUUGUGUGCCAUGCUGUGUCUCUGCACCUGGGGCGUGGGGGACUGCCGGACGGGGGACUCCUCGCUGCGGAGGCGGAGGUCGCCCGACGAGGACGCCAAGAAGUGCUCCUACACCUUCCUCGUCCCGCAGCAGAAGAUCACGGGCCCCAUCUGCGCCAGCGCCACGGGCCCGGAGCCCGACAAGGACCGGGUGACGCGCAUGGACAUCGCCGACGUGCGGGAGGUGCUGUCCAAGCAGCGGCGCGAGAUCGAGAUGUUGCAGCUGGUGGUGGACGUGGACGGCAACAUGGUGAACGAGAUGAAGCUGCUGCGCAAGGAGAGCCGCAACAUGAACUCGCGCGUGACGCAGCUCUACAUGCAGCUGCUGCACGAGAUCAUCCGCAAGCGCGACAACGCGCUGGAGCUGGCCCAGCUGGAGAACCGCAUCCUCAACGUCACCUCCGAGAUGCUGCGCCUGGCCGCACGCUACAAGGAGCUGGAGGUGCGCUACGCCGCGCUCGCCGGCCUGGUCAACAACCAGUCGGUGCUCAUCAGCGCGCUGGAGGAGCAGUGCCUGCGCACCUACAGCCGCCAGGACCUGCCCGUGGUGCCGCCGCUGGUGCAGGUGGUGCCGGAGAACAUCCCCAUCAACAACCGCUUCACCAACGAGAUCCAGCGGGACCACAACCGCGCCUUCCCCCGCGGCUCCCGGAUGGACUCCUCGCCCACCGCCAGCCCCCUGGGUUUCCCCCCGCCGCCCCAGGGCACCCUUAGCUCAGACGGGCCGUUCCGGGACUGCUACCAAGUGCGGCAGGCGGGGCACACCACCAGCGGGAUGUACCUGCUGAAGGUGGACGGCACCGAGCAGCUCAUUCAGGCGUGGUGCGAGCACGGCCUGGACAACGGCGGCUGGACAGUCUUUCAAAGGAGGAAGGACGGCUCUGUCAACUUCUUUAGGAACUGGGAGAACUACAAGAAAGGGUUUGGCAACAUAGACAGCGAGUACUGGCUGGGCCUGGAGAACAUCUACCUCCUGGGCAAGCAGGGGGACUACCGUCUGCUGGUGGAGCUGGAGGACUGGGUGGGGAAGAAGGUCUACGCCGAGUACAGCAGCUUCCACCUGGAGCCCGAGAGCGAGUCCUACAGGAUACGCCUGGGCACCUACCAGGGCAACGCUGGAGACUCGCUGAGCAGCCACAACGGCAAGCAGUUCACUACGCUGGACCGGGACAAGGACGCCUUUUCAGGUAACUGCGCGCACUUCCACAAGGGAGGCUGGUGGUACAACGCCUGCGGGCAGACCAACCUGAACGGGGUGUGGUACUCGGGCGGAGUCUACCGCAGCAAGUUCCAGGACGGGAUCUUCUGGGCCGACUACGGCGGCGGCUUCUACUCCCUAAAGUCCGUGCGCAUGAUGAUUCGACCCAUUGACUGAGAAACAGGCGGGCUGGAACCCCUCCCGCCCCAGAUCAUGCCCCUAAACCCCGCCAAACCCCCAUGGCUUCCCCUUCAAACUCUCAGCCCUGCCCCGUCUUGUCACACGCCCUAUCUGAACAGCACAGGCAGACUUGCCUCAUCACCCUUCCAUCGUCCGCUGCGCUGUAGAGGCCUGGAAGGGAGGGAGGACACAGGGACGGGACUGCUGCGUGUCCCACAAUGCCCCGAGUCGCGUCGGGUCAGCGACGGACAAACCAAAAGCGUCCCCGAGGCUGUCGGUGGACAGACGCUAACCGACACACAGGUGGCUGUCACUGCACGACUCCCCUCGCAUAACAAGCCUGCUGUUCCACACAAAGGACUCGAAAGGCCUCUCCUAUUACAGACAAUAUGGUAGUGUUACUGUAUGUGUCCCACGAUCAUUCUCCAAAAGCACAAAAGGAAAUCACCUGAGGGGAAAAAUAAUGAGCUUCUCAUUGUGUAAAAAAAAAACACAAUGCUCGCUUUGAUAUGUAAAUAUAUUUUGGCUUCAUCUGUAAGUUAAUUUAAGAAGUCUGAUUCUGCUUGAGCUGUACGUUCUUAUCCCCCCUGCCCUCUGCCCUGUUAUUUAUCGAUCUAUUUAUAAUGGAUAUAGUCUUGCCCCCUUUUUUAUUUAUCCCUGGUGAAUUUGUACAUUCUGUAUGUGCUCUGUAUAUGACGUUUAGUCACAAACUAGCCCUCCCUCACCCCCUGUGGAGACUGACAGCUAGCUGACAGGAGGUGGAAUCCAAGCCCAGCUCUGCCAUCCCAUACAUUGCCGCAUACCAAAUUAAACUAUUUUUAAGUACCUUCUUUUCUGAAGACUCCUCAUUCCUUUAGUAUCAUUGACCUGAAAUGAAC